AUGGAUGAGAUGCAAGGGACAUACAGUGAGGAUGAACACGUUGUGGAACAGAUCCAGCCCGACAAUGAGCAAGAGUUGCCUCAGGUACCUCACCAGGAGGAGGAUGCUCCAGAACCCCACCUGAGACAGUCGAGCAGAGUGUUGUGUGAAAGUGAGCCAACACAUGCUGGGCCAGACAGAGUGGGGGACUCACAUGGACAACAUAAAGCGCUCUUCCUGACGUCGCGCUGGGCCCUCCAGUUGGUCAACGACUCGCUGUCGUUCCUCCGGGCCGAGAGCUUCUGCAGGAGCCGCUUCAGCUCCCUGGUGACCCUGGACCGAUCGGAGGACCAGGAGGAAGCCCUGGAGCUGCUCCGGCAGGCUGGACUUCGCUCUCCGGUCUGGGUCAGGGAUCACAGCCGAGGAGCUGCUCAGCCCGUGGCUCUCUCCAAGCAGUAUCUGCAGUUCUCAGCACUAAACUUCCCCAGAGAGUCACAGGAAGGCUUUGCUAAUGUCAACGUGUCCUUCCCCGCCAUGUCGGCCAUAAGCGUGUGUGUUCGAGUCCAGUGGGACCCCCAGUGGAACGAGGUGUCCACCAUCUUCUCCUACGCCGCGCCCGUCUUCACCAACGAGUUCCAGCUGCGGGGCCAGGUGGACGUUCAGGGCCGUAUCCUGCUUGCUCUCAUCAUCCACGGGAAACACCUGCCCUACAAGGCGUGGUUCCCCAACGACGGAGCGUGGCACCACAUCUGCGUCACGUGGCGCCGGAGCGACAGCCUCUGGGCUAUCUAUGUGGACGGAGACAGGAGAGACACGAGCUCCAACACGGACACCUCCAGGGACGUCUAUGGGGACGGGAUCCUCAUCCUCGGCCAGGACCAGGACUCUUUCGGAGGGAAUUUUACCGAACCUUUCAGUGGGAAUAUCACUGACCUGAAUGUUUGGAACACGUCUUUGGAAGAAAGACAUGUCCGUGCCCUCAAUGCAUGUUCAGCCCUGACCCAGGAAAGACUUUUCAGUUGGAGUCUCGAUCUCCUCAGCAGUCACCCUGUGGUCCGACAGGUGCAGACUCUUCUGUUCUGUCCAGCAGCACACCAGCAGAUGGAGCUGCAGGGCUGCAGGACGCUGCAGGGCUUCUCCGAUCAGCUUCCCCCGCUGGACCUGAAGGACUGCUCCGAUCUGCUGCCGUUCGUCUGCAGGAGCAGCAGAGAACGCUACCUGAAGAUGAAGCAGCUGAAUGAAUCUCAGAGCUCUCAGCCGUCUGCAUUCAUGAACCAACUGAUGAAGCUCUCCAACAGGAGCCAGAUGGUGCUGGGCCCGCAGCCGGCGGAGCUGGGCAGCCUGUCCCAGGCCAGCGCCCUGCUGGACGCCUCUGCCCAGGCCCUGGAGGACACCCAGCAGGACGGGCUGCAGCCCGUCGACAUGCUGGCCCUCAUCCAGCUGCUGUCUCUGGCCGCCGACGUCCCCUCACAGCCCCGCGUCAACCAGAGCCGGCGGGACGACGACGCCCAGGAGCUGAGCGUGAACUUCAUCAGCGUGGCCGACAGCGUCAUCAGCCAGGACAACGCCCUCAAGUGGCAGGCCAUCAAAGAGGUGGUCAACGGCCCCAUGGACGUGGUGAAGAGCAUCGACCGGAUGGUGACCAGCCUGAGCCCCCGGCUGAUGGCGGAGACCAGCCAUCUGACCAUCCACAGCCCCAACAUCAAGGUGGAAGUGCAGCAGCAGAAGCUGCAGGAAGCGUCCGGAGGAACCAGCUUCUGCGGGCCCGAGACGGAGGACGGCGCCAGCCAGGACUGCAUCUCCGUUCCUCAGCAGCGGAUUCAGGAUCUCCAUAACAACGGUUUCCACAGCCUGACGCUGGUCAACACGUGGUACGGCUCCCUGCGGCCCCUCUUCAACCCCACCGAGAACAUCAGCAUGGUGCCCACCGUCACCGACGGAGGCCAGAGAUACCUGGGCACGGUCCUGGGUUCGUCUGUGAUCUCCACCACGGUGCUGGGAGACGACCAGCCGGUCAGCAUGGCGGUCCACUUCCAGCUGCAGCACAGAAUCCAGAGUCCACUCGGUACUGUGUACGAUCCAAUCUGCGCCUUCUGGGAUUUUGAUCUCAGUCCCGAGGCGGGCGGCUGGUGGAGCACCAAAGGCUGCGAGGUGGUGUCCAAGCAGUACGCACACACCGUGUGUCACUGCAACCACACCACCAACUUCGCUUUGCUGCUGCAGGUGUAUGAAGCUCAGAGGAGCCCGGAGAACGAAAAAGCUCUGCAGGUGCUGACGUUUAUUGGCUGUGGAGUGUCUCUGUGUGGCCUCCUCUUCACCUUCAUCCUCUUCAUCGCCGUGGGCGUACCUAAAUCAGACCGUACCACCGUCCAUAAGAACCUGAUAGUCGCUCUGGGCGUCGCCGAGCUGCUGUUGAUGUGCAGUGACUGGGCAUCGGGAAACGAGGUGGCGUGCUUCCUGGUCACCGCCCUGCUCCACCUCUUCUUCAUGGCCUCCUUCUCCUGGAUGCUGGUGGAGGGCCUGCUGCUGUGGAGCAAAGUGGUUUCAGUCAACAUCAGCGAGGACCGCAGGAUGAAGCUCUACUACGCCAUCGGCUGGGGACUACCUGUUCUGAUAGUCGCUGUAACAUUGGCCAUAUCAGUGGACAAGUACAAGGCGGAUGAUCACUGCUGGCUCAACGUGAAGACCGACACCAUCUGGGCCUUUGUGGGACCAGUCGUGUUUGUCUUGGCGGUCAAUGCGGUGGUGCUGUGUCGGGUUGUCAUGGUGACCGUUUCCAGCGCUCGCCGGCGUGCUAAGAUGCUCAGUCCAAGCUCGGCAUCAAAGAUGCAGACCUUUGACCUCACCUGGGCCGUGACCCGUCCGGUCCUCAUCCUGCUGCCCGUCCUGGGCCUGACCUGGCUCUGUGGGGUGCUGGUCCACCUCUCCGUGGUGGUCGCUUACGUCUUCAUCGCUCUGAAUUCCUUCCAGGGUCUGUAUAUCUUCCUGGUCUACGCUGUUUACAACAGUGAGGUGAGGAAUGCCAUAAAGAGGAUCAGAGAAAAGAGAAAGGCCUUAUCUUUCACGAACUGCUCCCAGCCCACCAGCUUCCUGCCCUCCCAGAGGGCCCCGGUCACCUCGUGGGGCCGCGCUCCGCCCACGCCCUCCAGCCCGGAGACCAGCGAGACCUCGGGACCCACCAGCUCCACCUCCACGUCACUGGUCAUCAAGAACGAGAGUUUCAGAAAGGAGAGCUUUGUCAGUUUCUCUUUGAAACCAACAACAGGAACCCAAGUGGUGCAGCUCACAGGAUUCAAGCCUUCAGGUAUUCAUGUAAUUUUUUCUUCGGAUUAA
Salarias fasciatus (jewelled blenny) is the source of this 3312-nucleotide messenger RNA. It is a transcript of the gene adgrd2, whose product is annotated as adhesion G protein-coupled receptor D2. The coding region runs from base 1 to 3312 and encodes 1103 amino acids. NCBI's taxonomy places the organism in Eukaryota, Metazoa, Chordata, Actinopteri, Blenniiformes, Blenniidae. The transcript has 24 exons. Gene Ontology annotation, biological process: cell surface receptor signaling pathway; adenylate cyclase-activating G protein-coupled receptor signaling pathway. The record is from RefSeq and is a predicted model, not a curated record. Gene Ontology annotation, molecular function: G protein-coupled receptor activity. Gene Ontology annotation, cellular component: plasma membrane.